AUGUGUACCGAGCUUCAGGAUACGACCAAUGCGUCUGGCAUGCAGAACGACACAAGGAACGCCACAGUCAGCCACGAUGUAGACCCUCUUCAGACAACUCUCCUGGGCAAACUCCUGCAGCUGUUCUGGCUGGUGCCGUCCUUGGUGCAGAUUCUCAGCCUGAACUGUCUCUUCCUCGUCGCCAUCCUGCGGACCAAGAAGCUGUGGCGGCCGCGAUUCGUCCUUCCCGCCAGUCUCUGCGUCCUGGACAUCGUCCAAGGCAGCCUCUUCAUCCCCAGCUCGGUGGUGAACAUCGUUAUGGGAGGGAACAACAACCCGGCUUGGUUCUGUUGGACUCAGGCCAGCUACUUCUACGUGGGCGCUUGCUGCACUUUGUCUACUCUAACACUGAUGGCGUGGGACCGCUAUCAAGCUGUCUGCAACGCACUUCACUAUCAGGAGAAGUUAGAUCUGCCACGUCUUUUGACAAAGAUUGCCGCUGCCUGGACAUGUUCCCUUGCACUGAGUUUAGCCUACAUCAUCAGCAUGUACCGAAAGACAGACGAUUGUAAAAUUGAUGCCCCGUUUUGUACGUUGCCGGAGUUAAGCAACCAUGGGCACUCCGAAAAACGUUUCUUCGUCAUCUGGGUCGUGUGCGAGUUGAUCUGCAUCGCAGUGAUAUGCCUUUCGUACGGCAAAGUGUAUCUAGAGACGAAAGGGUAUCAGAGGCGGCAACGGCAGUUCGUAUCACACAGGCGGUCCGAUAGCAGUCAGAGAAACAAGCGAACAGAACGAACAAUUUCGGCGCAAGUUACAAUCCUCUUCGUGUUCCUGAUUAUUAGAUACAUCCAGAUCGGCAUUUCACUCUUGGUUACAUCAGAGGACAAAAGAAUUUCGGUACUUAUCGUCAAACGCACAGUACAGUUCCUGUAUCUGACCGUGCCUUGCUUCAGCAACCCUGUCAUCUAUGGACUCAGUAGUAAGGAAUUACAAACAGCCGUGAGAAACGUGUGCUGUGGUAAGCCGGCGAACGACGGAAGUCCUUUGACAAGGAGACGAAACGUUGUUAAAAUGUCUCGCUCAAGGAGCGUGCAACAAGACUCUGAGAGGCCCGUUCAUACUCGUGACAUCCGAUCACCAUCGUUCAUACGAUCAUCGACAUUUAGUAGAGAAACUUGUGACAGUCUGACACAGGAUGGAAAUGUUUCGUGCAACAGAGAAAGAAGGCCGUUUCAGGGAGAAGACAACGCAGGGUUUGGAGAAACUACUUCGUCUUUAUAA
Branchiostoma floridae (Florida lancelet) is the source of this 1260-nucleotide messenger RNA. RefSeq names its product olfactory receptor 1509-like. Bases 1 to 1260 code for a protein of 419 amino acids. Lineage: Eukaryota; Metazoa; Chordata; Leptocardii; Amphioxiformes; Branchiostomatidae. Gene Ontology annotation, biological process: G protein-coupled receptor signaling pathway. The record is from RefSeq and is a predicted model, not a curated record. Gene Ontology annotation, molecular function: G protein-coupled receptor activity. Gene Ontology annotation, cellular component: membrane. The transcript has a single exon.